AUGGAAGAAAAUUCUAUGGCAGAAAACUCAAUAAUAGAAAGCCCAAUGAUAGGAAGCCCAAUGAUAGAAAGUCCAAUAAUAGAAAGCUCAAUGAUAGAAAGCGUGACGGAAGAGAGCCCAACGGAAGGAAGCCUAAUGGAAGAAAGCUUGAUGGAAGAAAACCAAAUGGGUGAAGAAAACGAAAUAGGAGAAAGUUUGGUUUUACGAGAUACUCUAAGAAAACGUAAAAGUAGAAAAAAUGAAUCACCUCAGCGACGUGAAAUUCGUCUUGCACGUGAACGAGAACGAAAAUGGCAAAAAAGGGCAGAAAAUAUGUUACGUAAAUUUGAAGCAGACCUUAUAGAACUUGAAGCAAGUCUUACAGAUAACAGUAACCAAGAUUCCCGGUCAGAAUUUGAUGUGCGUGUGGACGAACUGGAUGUGCAAGAUGAUUAUCUACAAUGUGAAUUUGAUAUAUCUCAAAAUUAUACACCACCUUCUGCAGUUCUUGACGCAUAUGAUGAAAAAACUUUGCCAAAAAAAUUCUCAUAUGAUAAUAAUAUGGAUCCAGGAGAAGUAUCCGAAGAGCUUCAAGGACUUACGGAAAUUGAAGAGAUGUUGAUUGCGCAAGUGUUUCCUAUUAUGGUAAUUUACAGACUUCGUGAAGGACAGCAUGGAUAUAGAGGAAUUAUUAUUAAUUUCUCUCAAGAUGUAGAAGAAUUUACCAAUGCAACAGCCUUUAGAGAUUUUAGAGUUCGUCGAGAUAAAGUUACUUGUGCAUUGCGUUGGCUAAAGAAGAACAAUGAUUAUUAUUCAGACAUUACCAUAGACAAUGAAAAUCUUCAAUUUCUACCAGAAGACGAUUUUAUUGAUGAUCAACUUCGAAUUAAUCAAUUAACAGAUGACGAAUUUAAUAAAGAAACAAGCUCUUUCAUGCAAAAAGUAUCUAAUCAUAAUGAAUCGAAUAAUGAUAUAGAAGGAAAUGAAAUCUCUAAUACUGAA
Molecule: messenger RNA, 981 nt
Organism: Racocetra fulgida
Lineage: Eukaryota; Fungi; Glomeromycota; Glomeromycetes; Diversisporales; Gigasporaceae
Source: the annotation of a GenBank genome assembly